AAGCUUCCUCAUAUAUUCCUCCUCUUCAUCUUCUUCUUCCUUGUGGUUGUGAUUCCGACAAAUCGAAAAAUGGCGAGGCAGGGGGCAGAGUCCGAGAAGAAGCUGAUAUACGCGAUGGUGGCGCAGGGGACAGCAGUGCUGGCGGAGCAGACAUCGUAUGAGGGCAACUUCCGGGACAUCGUGGCGCAGUGCCUGCAGAGGCUCACCUUCGCCCGCGACGAACGAUUCACCUACGCCUGUGAUGAGCACACCUUCACCUUCCUCAUCCACCAGGGCUACGCAUACUGCGUGGUCGCGGCAGAGGCCGCGGGGCAUGAGAUCCCUCUGGUCUUCUUGGAGAUGAUCAAGGAUGAUUUCAACAAGAGAUACGCCGGAGGGAAAGCGGCUACGGCUGCGGCUAAUAGCUUGAGCAGGGAUUUCGGGCCAAAGCUUAAGGAGCAGAUGCAGUACUGCAUGGAUCACCCCCAGGAGCUGAGCAGGCUCUCCAAAGUCAAAGCCCAGGUCUCCGAGGUCAAAGGCAUCAUGAUAAAGAACAUCGACGAUACAAUUCAGCGCGGGGUACAGAUAGAUGAUCUCGCGACGAGCGCAGAGCUGCUCCACGAGCAGGCCAACGAUUUCAGGCAGGAGGGCACGCGGAUAAGGCGCAAGAUGUGGUUCGAGAACAUGAAGGUCAAGCUCAUCGUCCUCGGCAUCGUAGCCGCCCUCAUCCUCAUCAUCGUCCUCUCCAUUUGUGUUGGCCACAAAUGCAAUUAGUUAAUUAGUCACACGUUCUAAGAAAACAAGUUUGGAUUUAUUCUUUGCUACACGGAUAGGAGAGUUACAUCGACGUUGAUAUGAGGGUUUUGGCUAUGGAAUCUCAUUUGAAUAGGGAAUGGUACGUACGGUUUUCUCCACUCAUAACUACCGUUGAAACCAUGGGAAAUGCAAAUCUGAUCUCAGGUGCAUAUGCUCCCUUUAUCUAAAAAUAGGUUUCAAAUUGAUAAAAAAAUCAGAGAAA
Lolium perenne is the source of this 997-nucleotide messenger RNA. Its product is annotated as vesicle-associated membrane protein 721. NCBI's taxonomy places the organism in Eukaryota, Viridiplantae, Streptophyta, Magnoliopsida, Poales, Poaceae. The record is from RefSeq and is a predicted model, not a curated record. Gene Ontology annotation, cellular component: membrane. Gene Ontology annotation, biological process: vesicle-mediated transport.